Molecule: messenger RNA, 2193 nt
Organism: Lycium ferocissimum
Lineage: Eukaryota; Viridiplantae; Streptophyta; Magnoliopsida; Solanales; Solanaceae
Product: cytochrome P450 CYP72A219-like
Exons: 6
Coding region: 157-2193 (678 amino acids)
Molecular function (GO): monooxygenase activity; oxidoreductase activity, acting on paired donors, with incorporation or reduction of molecular oxygen; iron ion binding
Source: RefSeq, a predicted model, not a curated record
ACCUCAAAUUAAGGAUAAAUGGAUCUUAUCUAUCCCACGAAUGAAUUAAAAUACACACACCCCCAACUUACAUUAGCAAGAAAGAUUCCGUUGACUUCGUCUCAUUGUUGUACUGUAUACACGUAAUUAAGAGGAAGCAGCUGAAAGAAGCCUCAAAUGGAGUACUUAUCACUUCUGAAAAUGGAGAUGUUAAGCAACGUGAUAGCAACAAUAUGUGUUGCAAUUUUAUUGGUAUAUACAUGGAAAGUGUUGAAUUGGGCAUGGUUUAAACCAAAGAAAGUGGAGAAAUACUUAAGACAAAGUGGUCUUAAGGGAAAUCCAUACAAGUUACUGUAUGGAGAUUCGAAGGAGCUAACAAAAAGUGUCAUUGAAGCAAAGUCUAAGCCCAUCAAAUUCACUGAUGAUAUAGCUCAAAGGCUCAUCCCCAUUUUCCUUAACGCCAUCAACAAAAAUGGUAAAAGUUCUUUCAUCUGGCUAGGCCCAGACCCAUUGGUGUUGAUCACAGAUCCUGAACAUGUAAAGGAGAUUUUCACAAAGAAUUAUGUGUAUCUAAAGCGAACUCAUCCCAAUCCAUUGACCAAGUUAUUGGUUCAAGGUCUUGCAAAUAUUGAGGGAGACAAAUGGGCCAAACACAGGAAAAUCAUCAAUCCUGCCUUCCAUAUCGAGAAGUUACAGCAUAUGCUGCCAGCAUUUUAUCUGAGCUGUAGUGAAAUGCUAAGCAAAUGGGAGGACAUUGUUCCAAAUGAAACAUCGUUCGAGCUCGAUGUGUGGCCUGACCUUCAAAUAAUGACUAGUGAAGUCAUUUCUCGCACAGCAUUUGGGAGUAGCUAUGAAGAAGGAAGAACAGUAUUUGAACUUCAGAAAGAACAAGCUGAGUAUGUAAUGGAAAAAGCACGUUCAAUUUAUAUACCAGGAUCAAGGUUCUUGCCUACUAAAAGAAACAAAAGAAUGCUGGAAAUCGAAAAGGAAAUUCAAACGACAAUUAGGCGUAUCAUUGACAAAAGAUUGAGGGCAAUGGAACGAGGGGAGACUAGUAAAGAUGACUUAUUGGGCAUAUUACUUGAAUCCAAUUUGAAAGAAAUUGAACUUCAUGGUAGAAAAGAUUUUGGAAUGACUAUAUCAGAAGUGGUAGACGAGUGCAAACUAUUCUAUUUUGCUGGACAAGAGACAACUUCAGUGUUGCCCGUAUGGACAAUGAUUUUGCUGUGCUUACAUCUGGAGUGGCAAGUACGUGCCAGAGAGGAGGUGUUGCAGGUCUUUGGAAAUGAUAAACCAGAUUUGGAAGGACUAAAUCGCUUGAAAAUUGUAACGAUGAUCUUGUACGAGACGUUAAGGCUAUUCCCCCCAUUUCCAGUAUUUGGUAGAAGGAUUCAAGAAGAAGUGAAAUUGGGAGAGCUAAAUCUACCGGCCGGAGUGGUACUUGUUAUACCCGCAAUCCUAGUACAUUAUGAUAAGGAGAUAUGGGGUGAAGACGCAAAGGAAUUCAAACCAGAAAGAUUCAGUGAAGGAGGGUCAAAGGCAACAAAUGGAAAGGUCUCAUUUAUCCCAUUUAGCUGGGGACCCCGUGUUUGCAUCGGACAAAACUUUGCAAUGAUGGAAGCAAAAAUGGCAAUAGCAAUGGUACUACAAAAAUUCUCCUUUGAACUAUCACCAUCUUGUGCACACGCUAUGUACGAAAAAUACAACGUUAAAUUUCUCUCUCAAAAGUCCAGCCGUGUGAAUCCCACACGCUGCCUUAUGGAGCCUCCUGGCAGCCCUAAUACAGCGCGUCUGGUGGGGGAACAGGCCCAUACCACAGGGGCGACUACAUUUACGGAGGAAAUUGCACAGAAACCUUCUUACGCGAAUGCGAUUGUGACACCACCAUCAAUUCCACCGCGGGGCAAUCGAUAUGGUUAUCCAUCCGUUAAGACUAGAAGAACCAAUCACAACGGAGUUCGUACUGUUAUCUUCAAAUCCAAAGACUACUAUGGAAUCAUGGCUAAAGAGUGUAAAUUUACCCUAAUUGGAAAAUUUGUGAGAGGUCGGCCAAAGAUUGAAGUCACACGAGCUGCUUUCUCCAAGAAAGUCACAGUGAAAGAGACUGUUGUUAUUGGGGCUUAUGAUCACAACUCGGUUUUCAUUGAUUUUACCAAUGAAGACGAUUGCAAAAGAACAUACUUCAGGAGAUUAGUCGAUAUCAAUGGGGUCUAG